Apis laboriosa (Himalayan honeybee) is the source of this 2188-nucleotide messenger RNA. RefSeq names its product glutamate receptor ionotropic, kainate 2 (gene Ekar). Gene Ontology annotation, molecular function: glutamate-gated receptor activity. The record is from RefSeq and is a predicted model, not a curated record. The transcript is spliced from 12 exons. Gene Ontology annotation, cellular component: plasma membrane; postsynaptic membrane. NCBI's taxonomy places the organism in Eukaryota, Metazoa, Arthropoda, Insecta, Hymenoptera, Apidae. The coding region runs from base 345 to 1967 and encodes 540 amino acids.
GAUAGGGUGUUUGUGUUUACGUCGCCGCGAUGAAAAUUUGGCCGCCAUAGAGGUUAUGUUUACGCGUGCCGCGGUAACCAAAUCGACGACGCAUGCCCUUCUGCGUCCAUCUUUUCGAAAAUCCUUCACCGAUCGCCACGUGCCUGUCGAGAAAUCCAUUGACUUCCUACGACAUCGCGUCCCUUGGUGCACGGAGCAUCUUGACAACUCUUGAUAUAUCCAGACUUUCGUAAAUGCGCAGGAGCGUGGUGUGUGCCGGCCCUCGGACGUGAUUUGGUGCGGUGGUGGUGUGCGUGUAAAGGGCCAACCAGUGAGGCCGCAACGGUGAGCAUUCGAGAUGAGCUAUGAAUUUAGGCUGCCUGGUAGCCAUCGUCUUUGUGCAUCAGCUGCUGUCCGACGCCACAGCGCUACCCUCAGUCGUCAAGAUUGGUGCUAUAUUCACUCAUGACCAAAAGGAUAGCAGCACGGAGUUGGCCUUCAAGUAUGCCGUGUACAAGAUCAACAAGGAGAGGCUCAUACUGCCGAAAACCACGCUGGAAUACGACAUACAAUACGUGCCAAAAGAUGACUCGUUUCACGCGUCGAAGAAGGCGUGUCAACAGGUCAAAUACGGCGUGCAGGCGGUAUUCGGGCCAUCGGAUCCCAUUCUGGGGCAACACAUCCACAGCAUCUGCGACGCACUGGAUAUUCCACAUUUGGAAGCCAGGCUGGACCUGGACACGGAGGCGAAAGAGUUCAGCAUCAACCUCUAUCCCGCACAAAGUUUGCUCAACGCCGCUUAUCAGGAUAUCAUGGAGUUUCUCAACUGGACCAAGGUCGCCAUUAUCUACGAGGACGAUUAUGGACUGGUGAAGCUGCGAGAACUGGUCAGGUCGCCGAAGUCUCAGGAGAUGGAGGUUAACCUGAGGCAGGCAGAUCCAGAUUCCUACAGGCAGGUUCUAUCCGAGAUGAAAAGCAAGGAAAUACGGAAUCUCAUCGUGGAUACGAGGCCAGAGCAUAUGCAUCAUUUUCUACGAAUGAUAUUGCAGCUGCAAAUGAACGACUACAAGUACCACUAUCUCUUCACAACUUUCGAUAUCGAGACCUUCGACCUCGAGGACUUCAAGUACAAUUUCGUCAAUAUCACUGCCUUCCGUCUGGUCGACGCGGAGGACGUCGGUGUGCGGGGUAUCCUGAGGGACAUGGAGCGAUAUCAACCGUCCGGGAAUACGAUUCUCAACAAAUCGAGAGUUAUACAGGCGGAGCCGGCGCUCAUGUACGACAGUGUGCAGGUGUUCGCCAUUGGAUUGAGGACCUUGGAACAGUCGCACGCGCUCAGGCCUGCCAACAUCUCCUGCGAGAUGGAACACCCCUGGGAUGGAGGUUUGUCCCUCAUAAACUACAUCAACUCGGUCGAGAUGAAGGGUAUUUCUGGCCCUAUCGAAUUCAAAGAAGGGCGGAGAAUUCAGUUCAAAUUGGACCUUUUGAAGUUGAAGCAACAUUCGCUUGUUAAGGUCGGUGAAUGGCGUCCAGGCAUCGGUGUGAACGUGACCGACACCGCGGCUUUCUUCGAGCCAGGAGCAGCGAAUGUCACCCUCCUCGUCAUCACUAUAUUGGAGCAGCCAUACGUUAUGGUGAAGAACAGAGGGAAUUUCAGCGGGAACGCACGUUACGAGGGCUUCUGCAUCGAUCUGCUCAAGGAGAUAGCUCACAUGGUGGGCUUCGGCUACAAGAUCGAGCUCGUUCCGGAUGGCAAGUACGGCGUUUACAAUUACGAGACCGGCGAGUGGAACGGAAUAGUGCGCCAGCUGAUGGACAAGAAAGCAGAUUUGGCUGUUGGCUCGAUGACCAUUAAUUACGCCCGUGAAAGCGUGAUCGACUUCACAAAACCGUUCAUGAAUCUCGGCAUAUCGAUACUUUUCAAGGUAAGAUUUUUCUCUAUUCUUCAAAAUGAUAUUAUUGCGCGAUAUUUUAUUUUCUCCAUUUGAUUGAUUAAAAUUACUAUUCUUUUUGACUCAUAUUUAUUAUCCACGAUGAUAUAUUAUAUAUUUAUAGUAUUUUAUAAUUUUAAUGUAAAAUUUUAAUGGAGAAUUCAUGAGCGAGUUGAAGUUGUACGAUUGAUUGACGAACGCAAAAGAUUGAAUCGUGAUAAUCAAGUGUCGUAGAAUAAAUUAUGUUAAAGAGAAAUCAAUUAUAAAUAUAUUGUGCA